Messenger RNA from Cydia strobilella, 1373 nucleotides. It is a transcript of the gene IPIP, whose product is annotated as sesquipedalian-1. Gene Ontology annotation, biological process: endosome organization; retrograde transport, endosome to Golgi; receptor recycling. The coding region runs from base 216 to 902 and encodes 228 amino acids. Gene Ontology annotation, cellular component: trans-Golgi network; early endosome; recycling endosome. The transcript has 4 exons. The record is from RefSeq and is a predicted model, not a curated record. Lineage: Eukaryota; Metazoa; Arthropoda; Insecta; Lepidoptera; Tortricidae.
CAGUGGUAAACGCAAAACGCAAUUGCUAAUACUUUUCUUCUAUAAAAAUAUUAUUAUCAACAUUACCGACUAUUGUAACUUUGUAAACUUACCGCUGAAAUAACCGUGCACAACAAAGAUUACAAAUGAUGUAUUUGCAUAAUUAAAUCGCUCGAAAGCGGUACCGUGGGCGUAAAAGCGUGUCUUAUACGAAUCAGCAUAACUAAGUGUUGAAAAUGAAGAUUAACGAGAAGAAUUUGUGUGCGUUCGCGUCGUCGGCGACGCCGGUGGACCGGGAGGGCUGGCUGGACAUGCGGGAGGCGGGCAAGAGCUACACACGCCGCUGGUUCACGCUGAAAGGGAAUCUAUUAUUUUACUUCGAUAAGAAGGGGGAUAAGGAGCCAGCGGGCGUUAUUGUUCUUGAAGGAUGCACUAUUGAGCUAACAGAAGAAGAGGAAGCCUACAGCUUCAAGAUCGUCUUCCAGUGUGAAGGUGGACGGACAUUCUACCUGUGCACCAACUCGCAGGCCUCUAUGGAGGCGUGGAUGAAGGCUCUAGCCUGCGCCAGCUAUGACUACAUGAAACUCAUGGUGGCGGAGCUACAGAGGCAGCUGGAUGAAGCUGAAGCGGAGGCAGCAGCAGAGGCCGCGGCGUUAGUAACCACUCCGACUGAAGAGCCACGCGCGCCGCCGCGGGGACAGAGAUACAACCCCUUCAACAAGCUGCCAGAGAACGAGCCAAAGGCCGUACCGGGCAGCAGGCACCACAAAGAGAACCUCCGACCAGACAUGUCUCGCAAGAAGGUUCCGUUCCGCGACAUCCAUACCGCCUUCGGUCGCAAAAUCCUCUUAGACCGCAGCGAGUGGCGCGCCACGCUCGCUAAGCGACAGAAUGUUGUGCAAUCACCGCUUAUACAGCUAUAAUAUCGCGAAAAAUGGAAGUUAAAAGGUUUUUAUUCGUCUGCGAUUUUAAUAAAGUGUAGACGCUAUUGAACUCGAGACUUCGCUUCGACAUUCAGUGGCGCGCCACGCUGGCCAAGCGACAGACGGCUGUGGAAUCACCGCUUAUACAGCUGUAAUAUCGCGAAAAAUAGAAAAUGAUCAUUCGUCUGCGUGAAAAAACAGUUACGAAGACUUCGAGACUCUCACGCUUCGAUAUUCACACCACCUUUGAACGCAAGAUGCUCACCGACUCGCAAGUAUUAAAAUGUUUCAUUUGACAGGUCGACACUCGAGCGGACUAUUUUGUAAAAUCAUUUUUAUUAUAAUCUAAGCAUUUUUAUUUGUAUUUAUCAUUUAAUUACUAUAAACCUUAUUAUGAUUUUGAUAAAUAUGCGCUCACUUGCCGAUCAGUAUUACAAGCGCUUUUUAAAUUAGUUCCUAUACCUGUGUAAA